GUAAAAUGGUGGAUGGAUGACUACUUUUUCCAGGAAAAUAUGAUAAAUUGCGUUGAAACUCUGUAUGUAAUGUCAGUUAUUGUUUUAACAAGCUUUUGAUUGAGCCAACGACAAAAUGAACUCUCCAAAUAACAGGAAACGUCUGGCAAAAAUCAGGUGCCUACAGGAAUGUAUUCAAUGUUUUAAAGAAAAACGAAAACUUCCCGAGUCCCUAUGUUAUGUGGCUUCCGAAAUUGUGUACAAGUGUUCUCCUAAAUGUUUCAUUCAAGUUUACAGUGAACCCUCGACAGAAAGCAAAAGAAUCAGGGAUUUGAAUGCUUCAUCAGACUCCUUAGUUUAUGUGAGUGGUGAAGAAAUGUGCAAUGCUGGAGGAAAAUGGCUCAAAGUUGUAAAGUUUAAAAGCACUGCUGGUGCAGAAGACAUUGUAUUUGACACAGAUGCCUGGUUUUUGCUGUACAGCACCAAAACCCCCACAGAAGAUUUACUUUCACUGCAAGAAGUUUCACCUUCAGUCCCGAAGGAUUCCCCGUGCAAAGUGGUGAUCAACAAGUGGAUGGAUGUAGUGUGUCACCAUUUCUCGUUAGAUUUACGAAAGAAGAAUGUUUAUGUGACGCCACCUGAUAUAUGUGCCGUAUCCAGACUUCAGACAGUACCAGUAAACUGGAGUAUAGAACAUGAUGAAGCAUUAGUGAGACUUAUGUCCAAAUAUGUUUCACCUGAUAAUGGUCAAUUAGGCGCCAUAAAAAACUAUGUGGAUGCAAUUGAAGUUUCAUCAUUUAUCGGAGACUACGGUGCCUCCUGUUUAACUGACGGAGACCCAGAAACAUUUUGGGAGAGUGAUGGCACAGCAGGUCGACAUUGGAUCAAACUUAAAAUGAAGAAAGGAACAAUAAUUAAAAAACUACAGAUUUGCUUAGACAGUUCGGAUGAUAACUACCUCCCGUCAAAGAUUGUGGUGAAAGGUGGAGACUUGAGUAAUGGAAAAAUUCUCAACGUGGUCAACAUAGACUGGGAAACAGAAGAGGCUGGGACACACACCAUCUUGUCAAACAUGACUGAGCAUUAUCAGUGGGUCACUAUCAAGAUCAAGGACUGCAAAGCUGGUGGAAUCGAUACCCGAAUACGUGAGUUGAAGUUAGUCUCAACCGAGGAAAGAACAUUAGGAUUUUAUCGUGACUUUUUUCGUAGUGAAAACCUAGUCCGAUUUCCCAUCCUGGAAACCUACUCAAACGAGGAGCUUUAUCAUCGCUCUCAGGUGCUACAAAGGUUUAUGGAGAUUGUUGACUGUGUGUUGUUGUACAUUGUGCCAGCUUGGGAAUUCUCUAUAGGAUCCUACAGUUCACUAGAGUUUGUCCGCCAACUGUUGCCGCUUUCAAAGAAAAGACUCACCUUAAUUGAAACAUGCUUGAAAGAGACAGCUCUUAAAUGGCCGCCGGACAUGCCAAAGUUGUUCAUCAACCGGCGCACUGCCAUGGAGCACAGGUGUGACCCAGCAGCUGACCCUGAGUACAAGAACUCCAUCUUCAUGCAGAUCUAUGAGGGCCUGAAGCCCCGCGACAGAAUGUCUAAACCACUGAACUAUCGCUGGUCGUCCCGCUAUGAACAGUGGUGGGAAUGUAAGUUUGUGUCCGAGGGGGUCAUAGACCAGGGCGGGGGGUUCCGGGACAGCAUGUCUGACCUUUCCGAGGAGUUGUGUCCCUCUUCCAGCGAGGGACUUGUGCCUCUGCCAUACUUUAUACGCUCACCAAACCAGUUCUGUGAAGACUCAAACAUAAACCGUGACGUUUUUGUGCCUAACCCACAAUGUCGCGAUUUCCCGCGCUACGAGUGGAUUGGUCAGCUGAUGGGGGCGUGCCUCAGGGGAAAGGAGAACCUCGUGCUGUCGUUACCUCGCUUUGUGUGGAAGAGACUCGUUGGUGAGCGGGUCACUUGGGAGAGAGAUUAUUCAACUGUUGAUGCUUCAUCUGUGAAGCUUAUUGACACGCUGGAGAUGUCGGAGUCUACAGCAGAUUUCGCGUCCUCACCUCGUAGUUGGUCAUGCACGUUGAGUGACGGGUCGAUGGUGUUGAUUAAAGUCGACUGGGAGGGCAACUCUGUGCCACUGAAGUACGAAGACAGAGAGCGAUACUGUAGCGAGGUGCGACAAAUACGAAUGACAGAGUUUGAUGAGCAGAUUGCUGCCCUCAGGUCAGGCCUGCUGAAGACCAUCCCCCAGGCAGUCCUGGACCUUCUCACCUGGCAGGAACUGGAGCAGAGGAUCAGCGGAGACCCGGAGAUCUCCAUAGAAGCACUGAAACUAUCAACUCACUAUGACGACGUAGAUGAGAAGGGUGUUCGUGUGAAGUACAUGUGGGAAGCACUGAGGAACUUCUCAAACGAAGAUCGGAGCAGGUUUCUACGUUUCAUCACAGGCCGAAGGAGACUGCCAGCAACUGUGCAUAUAUCUUCAGGCAGAGACAAUGCAGUGGACUGCUUGCCCGAGUCCAGCACGUGUGGGAACACCCUCUACCUGCCCAACUACUCGAGUGCCAAGAUGGCGGAGGAGAAGAUUCGAUACGCCACGUACAACUGCAUGGACAUAGACACAGAUAUGAACCUGUGGGAGGACUGAUACUUGCAUUCUAUUUUAAGGUUUUAACAUUAUGAGAGAAAAUGAUAUUCAAGCAUCUAACAUCUGGAAGGUCAAGAAAUUAAACAACAAAUUUGUCAACGGUUUUGGUUCUAUAACUUUUUUAUUCUGAGGUCUACGGUAUUGAUACAAAAAACCGAGGGAGCACAAACGCCGAAGAGCCGAAAGGGCUUAUUCAUUUAAAAGAAAUAUAAAUAUAAACUAGCUUACCGGGUGAAAAUAUACGCUACUCCUUCACGAAAAACACGAAAAUGACGCCAUCUUGGAAGUUUAGUUACAACUUACCUCACCUAAACCCGUAUACGCAUGCCCCCCUGUUUAAAGGAAGUUCUAAAUGAAAAUCUAGUAUAUGUGAAAAGUGUCAUCCAUGAUAGGCCUAUGCUGACUGCAAAGGCUUGUCGUGGAUGACACUUUAAGCACAAUGAACUUGUUGGGGAAUAAUGCUUUCUCAGACAUUGAGAGAAAAAAAAGCCCCAAAUAUGUGUAUUGUUCUGAGAAAACUGGGCUUAAUGCAUGUGCGUAAAGUGUCGUCCCAGAAUAGCCUGUGCAGUCUGCACAGGCUAAUCAGGGACGACACUUUCCGCUUAAACUAGAUUUUCGGUAAAAAGGGACUUCCUUUAAACGAAAUAUACCAUUCAAGCAUACAGUGUCGUCCCUGAUUAGCCUGUGCAUACUACACAUGCUUAUCUGGGACAACACUGUAUGCUUCUGCUUUAAGACCCGUUUUCUCAGAGCAUGGCUAAUUUAUAUGUUUUAAAGUAUUGAUAAACCAAAAAUUCUAAUAUGCCAUUGAAUGGCUUCUUUACUUUUUUCAGCAGUAUACUCUUGUUUUCUCUGAUACAGAUCUUUUCUCUACUUGUUGUGAUACAAAAAAAUGCUGCCUGUGAUUCUGUAACACAUAAUAUUGCGAUGGAUAUAUAUCUUAAUGAGUUUAAACUUGUUUAAGAGAAAAUCUCUGUUUGGUAUUUUAGUUAUGGGCCUAUGGUUAAAUGUAGACUUUAUACCAAAGGUAUUGGGGUGCGUCUAUUUGGCCUUAUUUUUUACGCAAUUUGAGCCAUAUAAUAGUUAACAAGGAGAGCCCAUUCCUUGAAUAUAUAUACCUUUGUAAUCUCAGAAAUGUAAUUGAGAUUUAAACAGUUUUCAGUUUCUACAUAAGCCAUUUACGAUUUCCUUUAGUGCCAAAGACAUAUUUGAUAAACAGUGGUUGUCCUGUUGACAAACAUUUUAUUGGUAAAUAUUAAGUUGGAUAGUUCUAUAAUGGCACUAAGAAAGAAAAAAAGUUUUUGAUGUCUGUGUAGGGUGGGUCGUUUAUAAGAAUUUUUUUUUUAUUUGUGUGUCAAUGCCAUUUUUGAAGAAGUUGUCAGAACUAUAUUAGUUUCAUCUCAAUCCAUUUAUUACCUAGAUUGUAUUUAUAUUCUUACAUACACAAGUAAUGCUGAUUUAGAUUUCAGUAUGCAUGUAUAUAACGGUGUGGACAACUGACAGUAUAUAUGAAGAGUGUAAAUCACACUAUGCUAUACUACAUGUAUAUGGUGGUGUGUUAAAUCAAAAUUGACAUGCGAUAGCUGCUGACAUUUUAUUUUAAGAUUUUUUAUUAUUAUUUCAUAGACUUCUGUCACUAGCUUACUCAAAACUAAUAUUUUCUCAUGCGCACGCCUUAUUUUUCAUAUGGUGACUAAUAGCCAUAAUGUUAAGCAGUAUAUGUGUGCACUGUUUGUACUUUCACCUGAUCAACACAAACUGUAGACAUACUUUAUAAAGUUAUUUAUGGCAAAACUAUAUUUGGCUUAAAGGAGAUGCAAGCAUUAUCAACUGUUCUAUGCAACAAUUUACCCAUGUAAUAUCUACUUUGCUUGAAAGAAAAUAAACACAGAUGUGUAGUUUUCAUUUUAUGUCUUUUGUAAUUUUCACUGUGCUGGUAUCUUACACAAAAGAGGUUGUAAUCCUCAGUUGAACUUUUUAGACACAUACAGUUACAUAUGAUCGUCCUCAUGCAAAAAUGGGUCUUAAGUCAUGUGCAGCCAGUGUAGUACCAGACCAGCUUGCACAGUCUGGACAGAAUUGCCCUGUCUGCUAUGGUCACAGAGAGUUGCCCUGUCUGCUAUGGUCACAGAGAGUUGCCCUGUCUGCUAUGGUCACAGAGAGUUGCCCUGUCUGCUAUGGUCACAGAGAGUUGCCCUGUCUGCUAUGGUCACAGAGAGUUGCCCUGUCUGCUAUGGUCACAGAGAGUUGCCCUGUCUGCUAUAGUCACAGAGAGCUGCCCUGUCUGCUAUAGUCACAGAGAGCUGCCCUGUCUGCUAUAGUCAUUGAGAGUUGCCCUGUCUGCUAUGGUCACAGAGAGUUGCCCUGUCUGCUAUGGUCACAGAGAGUUGCCCUGUCUGCUAUAGUCACAGAGAGCUGCCCUGUCUGCUAUAGUCACAGAGAGUUGCCCUGUCUGCUAUAGUCACAGAGAGCUGCCCUGUCUGCUAUAGUCACAGAGAGCCGCCCUGUCUGCUAUAGUCACAGAGAGCCGCCCUGUCUGCUAUAGUCACAGAGAGUUGCCCUGUCUGCUAUAGUCACAGAGAGCUGCCCUGUCUGCUAUAGUCACAGAGAGUUGCCCUGUCUGCUAUAGUCACAGAGAGUUGCCCUGUCUGCUAUAGUCACAGAGAGCUGCCCUGUCUGCUAUAGUCACACAGAGCUGCCCUGUCUGCUAUAGUCACAGAGAGUUGCCCUGUCUGCUAUAGUCACAGAGAGUUGCCCUGUCUGCUAUAGUCACAGAAAGUUGCCCUGUCUGCUAUAGUCACAGAGAGUUUCAUGGUCUCAUUAGGGGACAUGGUAGCUCUUGACCAUAUGGCAUAAGACCUAUUUUUGCAUGCUGCAGGUCAUAUGAUCCACCAUUUUUAAUAAUUAAGGAAACUAUUGUUACUAUUGUUAGUGAAAAUCUUUUAUAACAUUUGUUGAAUUCUCUGUUGUCUGCAAACUUCCCUGAACUGACAGUCAAUAAAUUUAACUGUUUAACGUUGUCACAAAUGUAUAUGUGGAAAUUAUAAAGGAUAGCAUUUAAUGUGUAAUAUUUAAGGAAAUGAUCUUGAGUUUUAGUGAUUGUAUUUUAACAUCAUUGAACUUGGGCCAAGGUAACAUAGCUGUAUAGUUAUAUAGAGAGACAAUACACCAAGGCUUAUUCAAAUGCAGUAUUUUUGAUUUUAUUGGAUGGUCUGUCUUGUGAAAGUGCGUUACAUGUAUUCUUGUAAUUUAUAGUAUGAACAUGUGCUUGCAUAAUUGUUAAUGUUGCAUUAUUAUUACGUUGUACAACAUUCAUUACUGUAUUAAAACAAAUGUUAAACGUG
Dreissena polymorpha is the source of this 5955-nucleotide messenger RNA. RefSeq names its product E3 ubiquitin-protein ligase HECTD3-like. Gene Ontology annotation, molecular function: ubiquitin-protein transferase activity. Bases 116 to 2611 code for a protein of 831 amino acids. Lineage: Eukaryota; Metazoa; Mollusca; Bivalvia; Myida; Dreissenidae. The record is from RefSeq and is a predicted model, not a curated record. The transcript is spliced from 16 exons.